UGUAGCUCGCAAAGGAACAGCGAGCGGCUGGGGAUUUAGACUCGCACCGGGCAUCAGCGAGACCGGGCUGCAAUUUCAACCCACAAUCAGCGGGAAUUAAAACUAACGCUGCACCAAACUUCGGGAACAGAUAGGCGUGCUCCUAAACGAAAAAUCAAUUUCUCUCUUUUUGUGAAAUCAAGGUAACCAACAAAUUGAUCAGCGGGAGCCAACCCAAUAGUGAAUACUCGCAGACAGUAAUCGGCUGGGGUACCAUCAGUGAAACGUGUUGCUGUUUUACCGUGAUGAGUCAUCCUGGAUGAGGGAUCUAAUAGCGGAACACUGUGAAGUUCCGCUUGUACAGAAAGGCACUCGUUUCUGGUUCAGUUGUACCGACCCACCUCUCAGUAAAGGCCGGCAAGUUCUUUGUAAUGUCGAGGCACCCGGGACACUAUCCGUAACGAUCCCUAGACUCCAUCCACUGACCAGGUACUUGGAUGUGCGGGCGACGCGAGCCAUCUGUUGAGAUUUACCGGGACUGGAAGGCUAACGCCGAGACAACUUUCCAAGGAUACCAUGAGAAGGUCGCUUUGAAAUCCGGCCCGAAUUUGAUGGAAUUUUCUUAUUUUCUUUCGCACGUUGCGAAUGAUAAACUGCGGGCAACCGAUGAGUAUUUGACCUCCUCCCCGCGGUAGGGUUGAGAAGAGAACCGUCUUACUCACAAUGGCAUCGGAAGUAGUGUGUGGCCUGAUCUUCAGACUGCUUCUGCCCAUCUGUUUAGUUGCUGCAUGUUUGUUUCGAUACAAUGGACUAUCAUUUGUCUACCUCAUCUUCCUCCUCCUUAUUCCACUCUUCUCCGAACCUACAAGAAAGACAAUGCAAGGACAUACAGGCCGCUUACUGAAAACCUUGUGUUUCACAAGCCUCACCUUUCUGCUGCUUCAUGCCUUGUUUCAAAUUACCAUAUACAGCCUACAGGUCAAUAGCAAGAUCAAGCCAGGAUUCAAUUGUACGGAUUGGGAAAAGACCUUCAGACAGUUAGGAUUUGAAAGUGUGAGUGGGGCAGAUGCUGGGAAUAUUAUCAGACUCUUUGCUCCAGAUGUUGGAAUGUUUGUUGCUGGCUUGGCUACAUGGCUCGUCUGUAAAAGUUUAGUUCAGCAACCACCAACAGAGGACAUGGCACAGUACAACCCAGAGUUCCAGAUUGAAGAACCGGAAGAGGAAAAGCUUGAACUGGAUGAAGCUCUAAUUUAUGAGGAAGAUUCUGAAGUCACAAAUAUGGCUGAAGAAAUGGAAGUAGGAACUAGGCAAAAUAUUCUUCGCAGGAUAGCAACAUAUGCAUCACUAAUAAAAGAAUUUAUUGGCAAUAUCAUAACAACCACUGGAAAAGUAGUUGUUACCAUUUUACUUGGUUUAACAGGUAUAACACUACCAUCUCUGACCUCAGGUGUAUACUUCUUUGUAUUUUUGGGGUUAUGCACAUGGUGGUCCUGUGGGAAGCAGUUUGAUCCGCUGAUAUUCAGCUGUUUGUGUGUAUUGAUGGCUAUAUUCAGUGCAGGACACCUCAUUGGACUCUACCUUUACCAACUGCAAUUGUUUCAAGAGCUUGUCCCACCGGGUGACUUCUAUGCAAGGUUGUUUGGUGUAACACCAGUGAUUCAGACAAACUGCACAACAACGUGGAAGAUUAUAGCUAAUCCCAACAUGUCUUGGCCCCAACAUGUCAAUCCUGUAAUGCUGCUAUUAUUGUAUUAUACGUUGGCAACACUCAUCCGCCUCUGGCUUCAGGAACCUAUUGUAACGAAUAACCAAGAGGGAGAAAACAAUGAAAAUGAGGAAGAAGGAGAAAAAGACCUGCUUGGAAAUGAUUUACCAGUCACUGCUGAAGUGAGACGUAGUCUGUGGUAUUCAGCACAUUAUGCAACAGAUGAAAGAAGGCUCCUUACGAUUACCCAUGAUGACACCCCCUUCUCUGAAUCCUUGAUAACGACAGUGAAUGGGAAUCCUUCAGACUACAAUGGAGUGCAAGGUGAAAAUGGUCCGGUCUCACUAGAGAUGUACUCCACUCCACAAUACAAAUGGGAAGUGGGAAAUGUAUCUCCUGACAAAGAGAGGGAAGAAAGUAUUGUGGAAGAACCAGUUAACAGGAGACUCAACAGCCUUAUCACUAUUUUCCGUUUCAUUAUGAAGCAGAGUUAUAUUUGUGCGCUCAUUGCCAUGAUGGCUUGGAGUAUUACCUACCAUAGUUGGCUCACCUUUGUGUUGUUGAUUUGGUCAUGUGUACUGUGGAUGAUGCGAAACCGUCGACGAUAUGCAAUGCUCACAUCUCCAUUCAUGGUCUUCUAUGGAAACAUCCUGUUAACCCUACAAUAUAUCUGGAGUCUCGACCUUACUGAAGAUGAACUUCCUGAGCCAUCUGGAGUACUGAAAAAGAUGGAGACACCAUGCGUUGAACUCGGUUCAAAGAUCCUGUGUGCAUUGACCUUUUGGCUUUUGCUCCGUCAAUAUAUUACUGAGCGUCGUGAAGCUGAAAAGAACAAAGGAUCUCUCUUAUCAGAAGUCAAAGUGGAAGAAAGUGAAGAUAGCCAGCAAGGCAAAGAGAUAAUGAAAGUAUUAGGAAACCUGGUGAUGGGAAUGUUUGUCAAAUAUUGGAUUUACAUCUGUGGUGGAAUGUUUUUCUUCGUGAGUUUUGAGGGCAAGAUUGUCAUGUACAAGAUUAUCUACAUGAUGCUGUUCCUGUUCUGUGUGGCUCUCUAUCAGGUACAUUAUGAUUGGUGGCGGCGGAUCUUGAAGUACUUUUGGAUUAUUGUUGUCUCAUACACAAUGCUGGUCUUGAUCCUGGUGUACACCUAUCAGUUUGAUUCAUUCCCGUCUCUGUGGCAAAACAUGACUGGAAUGGAUAUUGAAAAAUUGAAGGACCUUGGAUUAGAGAAAUUCACAGUUGCGGAUCUGUUUACUAGCAUUUUCAUCCCCACAUCUUUCCUGCUCGUGUGUAUAUUGCACCUUCAUUAUUUUCAUGAUCGAUUUCUGGAGCUCACUGACCUUAAAGCAGUGACCAGCAAGCAGGAGAGCACUAUCUAUAGGUUAGUGAAUCAGGAUGGAAGCCUGCCUGAUAUUGGCAUGAUGAACAUCAACACCAGUUCUCAGAAAGAGGAAAGAACAGACGACAAAAAGACAGAGGAGGGUGAAGAAGAGGAGGAAGAGGAAGAUUGUAGAGAAGAAAGGACAAAUAAAUGGCACCUGGUGAUUGACCGUCUGACUGUGCUGUUCCUAAAAUUUAUGGAGACGUUCCAUAAACUACAAAUAAUGGCUUGGUGGAUUUUGGAACUUCACAUAAUCAAAAUUGUGUCAUUUUACAUCAUUUGGAUUACAUUGAAAGAGGUUUCCCUGCUGAAUUAUGUCUUCUUAAUCUCGUGGGCCUUUGCUUUGCCUUAUGUAAAAUUACGUCCUCUGGCAUCGAGCAUCUGCACAGUCAUGACCUGCAUAAUCAUUGUUUGUAAAAUGUUAUAUCAAUUAUCAUCUGUUCAACCUUUAAGCUACUCUUCAAACUGUACAAUUCCUCAACUCAAUGAGACCAAUGUAGAGAGCGCUGAGAGAUUGAACAGUUCCGUUCUCUACUCUAGCCCUGUGGAUCCCGCAAAUUGGAUUGGGCUCAAGAAGUCUUCUCCUCUUCUAGUGUACCUUAAGAACAACCUGUUGAUUCUCGCUGUUUUAGCAUUUGAAGUGACGGUCUAUCGCCAUCAGGAAUAUUUUAGACUUCGCAAUAAUCUUCCACCUCCAGUAACAAAAACGAUCUUUCAUGACAUCACAAGACAACAUCUGGACAAUGGACUGGUUGACUGUGCCAAGUAUUUCAUCAACUACUUCUACUACAAGUUUGGGUUGGAGAUAUGUUUCCUCAUGACAGUCAAUGUGAUUGGCCAACGGAUGGAUCUGUAUGCCAUGCUUCAUGCCUUUUGGCUAUUUGCAUUACUCUACCGACGUCGCAGGAAAGCCAUUGCUGAGAUCUGGCCGAAAUACUGCUGCUUCCUGGCGUGCAUCCUGACCUUCCAGUACCUGCUCUGCAUUGGCAUCCCACCCGCUGCUUGCAAAGAGUAUCCAUGGAGAUUUGCUAGUGCCAACAUUAAUUCGAACUUUAUUAAGUGGUUGUACUUUCCAGAUUUCAUCAUAAAUCCUAAUCCAAUGUUUCUUAUCUAUGACUUUAUGAUGUUGCUGUGUGCAUCGCUACAGUGGCAGGUGUUUGAAGAUGAAAACAAAGCCGCAGUGAGGAUCGUUGCUGGGGACAAUGUGGAGAUCUGCAGAGAUCUGGAUGCAGCGACAUUCAGUCAACACAACCCAGUACCAGACUUCAUUCAUUGCAGGUCUUACCUGGACAUGAUCAAAGUUAUUGGAUUCAGUUACUUAUUUUGGUUCGUGCUCACAAUCAUCUUUAUCACAGGAACUACCCGUAUCAGCAUCUUCUGCAUGGGUUACCUGGUUGCCUGUUUUUAUUUCCUACUUUUUGGUGGAGAGCUUUUAUUAAAACCCAUUAAAAUAAUUCUGCAGUACUGGGAUUGCCUUAUUGCCUACAACGUAUUUGUGAUCACAAUGAAGAAUAUUCUAUCUAUAGGAGCAUGUGCCUAUAUCAAUUCUUUGGUUUUGAGAGGUUGUUGGUUCAUCCAAACAUUUGGCCUCGUCUGUACUGUUAAGGGCUAUGAUGAGCCUCCUCCAGAGAACCUUAAGAAAUGCCCAUUGCCAAGUGGUGAAGCAGGCAUUAUAUGGGAUAGUAUAUGUUUCUCCUUUCUACUGCUACAGAGGAGAGUCUUUAUGAGUUACUAUUUCCUGCAUGUAGUGGCGGACAUAAAAUCCGCUCAAAUACUUGCAUCAAGAGGUGCAGAACUAUUUCAAGCAACAAUUGUUAAAGCUGUGAAGGCCAGACUCGAAGAGGAAAAGAAGUCAAUGGACCAACUCAAGAGACAGAUGGAUCGCAUCAAAACAAGACAGCAGAAGUAUAAAAAAGGCAAAGAGAGGAUGCUGAGUUUGACACAGUCAGUUGAUGCGCAGGGUAAUAAGGUGAAGCAGGAAGAUGAUGAUGAUGAAGGAGAACCAGAGAAAGAGAAAGCCAAGGGCAAAAAAAAGCAGUGGUGGCGACCCUGGGUUGACCAUGCUUCCAUGGUACGAAGUGGAGACUACUAUCUCUUUGAGACAGACAGUGAGGAGGAGAAUGAUGAAGAAGUCAGGGAAGAUGAAGAACUACCAAAGAAAUCAGGGUUCCAGAGAGCAGUUCGGAAAUUUGCAUCAGCCAUGAUAGCAUUGCCAAGGUCUAUCCUAAAACUGCCAAAAACCAUACUUCAGUUGGUAGCCAGAGGUGUAAAGUUCGUUUACCAGACUUGGAUGAAAAAUUCCAAAUCGGCAAUGAAGGAAAAAAGGAAGAAACGAGAAUUCGGUAAAAGAGAAACGGAAGGUCACAUUGCAAUUGAAUGUGAGGAGUCAGAAGAAUUACCCACGCCAGAAGAAGUGCAUAAACAAUCUAAUGGACCAGAUAAUGUUUUCAAGAGGGUGUUCAAUCUCCUGAAGUUCACUUGGGUCCUCUUCUUGGCUUUGGUGGAUAGUUUUACUAAAUGGCUAAAUUCAAUCUCAAAGGAAUGCAUUGAUAUAUCCACUGUCCUGAGGAUAGAGAGGUGCAUGCUUACAAGAGAAGUGAAGAAGGGAAAUGUUCCAUGCCGGGACAGUAUCCAUAAUUACUACAAGCAUCAGAUGAAGCUGAACAGUUCCCGGGAGUCAGGUCUGGACAGAAGUGAUAAUAGUGCCCGAUGUGAUGCCGUAGUUGUCCACGAAGGAACCCGAGAGCUGGGUGCUCAGAGAAUGGACAGCACAGACUCUGGAGCCUCUCGUGACAGCUUGUCCAGUGAGCCAACACAGUGCACCAUGUUGUAUUCACGUCAAGGGACCACUGAUACGAUUGAAGAGGUGGAAGAUGAGCAGGAUGAAGAAGCGACAGUGCCUGUUUAUACAACAGACACCAUGACUGAAGAGGUUCCUCCUUCAUACAGCAAAGCUGUGAGCCUUGAGCAUUUGAGCAUUAGCUCAGAUUCUGCUGGAGGAAAGCAAAUUAUGGCACUCACCCCAGAUAGCAAAGCGGAUCUACUUGAAGACCCUAUCUUUCCAAGUCUAAGCCAUGAACUAACAGCCAGUGAACUGCUUCUCAACAAGAUGUUUUAUGAUGAAGAGUUGGAAGACUCAGAAAAGUUCUACACAGCUCAGCCUCGGCCACUGCUGCUCUUCUUUGCCCUCUAUAAUACCCUGGUAGCCCGGUCGGAAAUGCUGUGUUUCUUUGUCAUUAUCCUCAAUCACAUAGUGUCAGCUUCAAUGAUUACCUUGGUACUUCCCAUCCUAAUUUUUCUCUGGGCUAUGCUGUCUGUUCCUAGGCCAAGCAAGCGUUUCUGGAUGACAGCGAUUGUGUAUACAGAGGUUACUAUUGUGAUCAAGUACUUCUUCCAGUUUGGGUUUUUUCCGUGGAAUAAAAAUUUAAGUAUAAACCGAGACAAACCUGACUUUGUCCCAAACAUUAUCGGCAUUGAGAAGAAGGAUGGCUAUGUGCAUUAUGACCUCAUACAACUACUUGCACUGUUCUUUCAUCGAUCCAUCUUAAAGUGCCAUGGUUUGUGGGAUGAAGAUGAAAAGAGUGAAAAUGCUUCUGGUAAAGAUGAGAGUGAGGAAGACCACAGAAAUGACUGUCAAAGGAAAAGCUCGCUUGGUUCUCUAAAGUCAAUUGAUUUACAAGCAUCCAUCGAUUCCAUUCACGUCCACUUUCCAGAACAGGCAACAGCCCGAAGAUCAAGUUCAACAGGUUCACAGAUCUCAAAUCGAUCAUCCCAUAGGUCACAAAGAGGAAGCAUAAGUACUCGAAACAGCAGCAGUCGGAAAGGAAGUGGGUCCCUCAGUGUUCAACCAAAGAACAAAAGAGAGCUUUUAUUAGAAAAGUUAAGAGAGCAAAUGAUAAAAGCAAAGGCCAUUAUCAUCGCCAAAAUACUUCAAAUCUAUUUCCCAAUAAGACAUUUCUUCUACAACAUCAUCCACCCAGAGUACAGUGCGGUGACAGAUGUCUAUGUGUUGAUGUUCAUGGCUGAUGUAGUGGACUUCAUUGUUAUUGUCUUUGGCUUUGGAGCGUUUGGGAAACAUUCAGCAGCUGCUGACAUAACAUCAUCCUUGUCAGAGGAUCAAGUGCCAGAGGCAUUUUUGGUGAUGCUGAUAAUUCAGUUUGGAACAAUGGUGGUAGACCGAGCACUCUACCUCAGAAAGACAGUCUUAGGAAAAGUUAUCUUCCAAGUCAUCCUUGUUUUUGGAAUCCACUUCUGGAUGUUCUUUAUCUUGCCAAGGGUGACAGAGCGAAAAUUUAGCCAGAACUCAGUUGCACAGGUUUGGUACUUUGUUAAAUGUGUUUACUUUGGAUUGUCAGCAUAUCAGAUACGUUGUGGUUACCCAACACGUGUCCUUGGUAACUUUCUGACUAAGAGCUACAACUAUAUCAACUUGUUCCUGUUUCAAGGAUUCCGACUGGUGCCUUUCCUAACUGAGUUAAGAGCAGUGAUGGACUGGGUCUGGACAGACACUACCCUUAGUCUUUCAAGCUGGAUCUGUAUAGAGGAUAUUUAUGCCCAUAUUUUUGUUUUGAAGUGCUGGCGUGAAUCCGAAAAGAGAUACCCUCAGCCACGAGGGCAGAAGAAAAAGAAGGUCGUAAAAUAUGGCAUGGGUGGUCUCAUCGUCUUUUUGUUAAUCUGUAUUGUGUGGUUCCCGCUCCUUUUCAUGUCAUUGAUAAAGUCCGUUGCUGGUGUGACAAACAGACCUUUGGACGUUUCUGUUACAAUCACCAUCGGAGGCUAUCAGCCCAUCUUUACAAUGAGUGCCCAGCAGAACCAGCUGCAAGAUUUGGAUCAUUCUGAGUACAAUAGACUUUUAAAGGAAUUUCAUGAUAAUUCUGGUGCUCUGCAGUUCCUGGAUGCCUACAUGAAAGAAGACAUUCUGAUUGCAAAACUUGAAGGAAAUUCAAAUUCUCUUUGGACCAUCAGUCCACCAAGUCGAUCUAAGAUGAUAGAAGGAUUGAGUGAUAACAAAUCAUCUGUCUCCAUUGUUGUUGCUUGGUCUAUUCAAAGGAAUAUCACUCUUGGUGGAAAAUCUGAAAUUGCUUCUAAUAAAUUAUCAUUCCCUGUUCAUGAAGAUACCAAAACUGAGCUUGCGGAGUUGAUGGAAGGUGGCAACAAAUCUGUAAAAAUUUCAAAGAUCUUUCCAAACUAUAUCAGGGCUCCCAGCAAUUCUGACACAAAGCCUGUGAAACAACUUUAUGCUGAUGCUGGUGCCUACUGUGAACUUGAUUUAAUGCUGGUUCAGGAAAAAAGCAAUGUUACAGGACUCAUACAGGAAUGGUGGAUUGUUAAUCAGACCAACAAGUUUCUCAAAAAUAAUAAAAAGGAAAGUUUAGAAAUUAUUGUAUUCAGUGAUAAAGUUAGUCCUCCAAGUCUUGGCUUCCUGGCUGGCUAUGGCAUUAUGGGUCUCUAUGCAUCAGUUGUGCUCGUCAUUGGAAAGUUUGUGCGUGAGUUCUUCAGUGGGAUCUCUCACUCCAUCAUGUUUGAAGAGCUGCCAAACGUGGACCGAAUCUUGAAGCUAUGCACAGAUAUCUUCCUGGUUCGAGAGACUGGAGAGUUAGAAUUGGAGGAGGAUCUGUAUGCUAAGCUCAUCUUCUUAUAUAGAUCACCAGAAACUAUGAUCAAAUGGACACGCGAAAAGACGAAGUGACCAAUCUUACUGAUCUGGAUGUAAAAUUCUAAUUUGGAGAUUUUUUAAAAAAAAGCACAAUAUCACAGAAAAGCCGAGUUAUUCACAGUUAGGUGACAGGAGCUUUUCCUUCUGGAGCCCAGGCAGUUGCACGUUCCUCAAGUCCUCUCUGCCUACAGUCUCCCUCUGCUGACUGUGUAAGACUGGUGUUUAUGCCACCAGUCAGUCCUGGUUAUGGAGUUGAUUCCAGAUCGUAGCUGAAUCCAGUUUCUUUUCACUUUCAGCCAACCAAAAUCAGGGCUUCCGAAAUGCUAACCUUCCUUACAGAUAUCAUCUGUAUCAAUCCUUUGUAUUUUCUUUAUGAAUUUUGAGCGAUGCAACUUUAUGUCAAUACCACCCAGUUUUCGGGGAAGAAGACCUGGAGUGAUUCGAUAAUGGCCAAUGAAAGAAGAAAUCAUCAAAGAUUAAGGACAUCACAGGUCUCCACUGAUGAAUGAAUUUACUGACGAGCUUAAGCAAGGGAAGUAAUUUAACAAUUUAUUUUACAUGACUUAUUUGUACAGGCAAUAGAAAAGUAUCACCUUAACAGUGAGCUUUCUCAGGAAGAGUUAUUUUAUCAAAGGCUUAUCUGUCUUCUGUAUCUUCAAUAUCUUAUAAAACACAAAACAAAGUGGGUGGACAUUAACGCUUCGAAACAUACUUCUAGAUAAAGGCUCCUGUGGUACUCACAAAAGUACUUGAAACCAGAAGUCACCAAAGUGUUCAGAAUUUACUUGAACCUCUGAAGGGCAAAUCUUUCAAUAGCUUUUCUCUUUGAUUAAACUGAAGCUAACUUAACUUUUUUCUUAAUGAGCCCACAGUGUCAAUUAUUUUGAUAGGAAGACUCCAAUCAUAAUUAUGUUUCAUCUCCUUUUCACCUAUUCCAUUUGUCUGGUGAGAGCCUGAGUGAUGUGUUUCUAAUUGUUAUGAUGACCCAUCUUCAAUCAAUUAUUGGAAUAUAUGGUGAUAUAUUCCAAGGUGAUAAUUUGCUGAUUUUCUUACUGGGAACCAUGUGGCCUCUUCUAAUGGAUAUUACCCAUGACAGCAUAACCAGUAUCAGGAACUUGCUUAUAGAGGUUUGAUGGGCACAUUCAUGUGCUUUCACUCGAGCACAGUAAAGUGGAUUUAUCUUGUGUCACAGCAUUAGAAUAAAUAAUAACUGGAGUCAAUAUAAAAAGGAUAUUAUGUAACCAAUCAUAUUGCAUAAUAUUCUGAAAAAUAGACUGCCUGACUCUUGGAUAGAAGAUUUACUUGGCUUAAAGUUUGACUUUUCUCUGCAUAUUUCCACAUGCAAAUUGUUAUUGCUACAAUUUUCAAGGUAACUAAAACCCUGAAAAGGGCAAAAUAUACAUGUAUCUUAAGAUUUAAUUUUAAUCUACUUACCUGAAUGCAAACAUGUUGAAGAUUAAUAUGACUGUUUUGGUUUAGAAAUAAUGAUGUAUUUCUAAGGAUUAUAUUAUUGAUGAGUAGAACUAUAGCACAAGCACAGACCCAAAGUGAGAAAACUUUUAAAAACAGACAAUUACAGUGAAGGUUACUGCAACCAAAAAGGAAUUGUAUGUGUAAUUUGUCAUGCUUCCUACAGGGUAGCACUGGCUCAUUACCAAUGUGGCCAACUAUUUUCAUGUCAGUUAUUGGUCUCUGACAACUAUUAAACAUUUGUAUUGUUAAUGUAAAGCAAGGAUUGAAACUUAACUUCCUCUUCGGCAGUUUUCCUACCUAAGGUAACUCACCAAAUAUUCCUGUAACUUGGUUGCACAAGCAAAUCCAAUUGGUGAAGAUUUAAUCAUUGUCUGGUUAUGUUGGGUUAAUAAUGUAAUUUGUCUUUGCUUAUGUCUGUCUCAUGGAGAUCUAGAUAAAAGUUCGGCAAUCACAGCAUUGUGAUUUCCAUGUAAGAAAAUGUGCUAAGUAAUUGAUCUAUAAUUUAGAAAACUAACACAGGGCUACAACAAGUUUCAAACAACCUUAAGGGUCAUUGUGUUAAAACCAAACAAAAACCCAAGUUAGCUUUCAAAACCCUUUAAUCUUGCAAUAAUAGUUUUAGAAACUGUUUUUAAGAUCACUUUAUAAAUUUGUUUGAAGAUGAAAAUAGCAUUCAUGAGUCAAUUUUUUUUUCAGAUACAGCUGUUUUAAGGAUUUCUCAUCUCUUGAAGUUCUGGUUGAUUAGAAAAUCAAAUGAAGAGCAAUGUCUUUCCCAUUCUACAAGUAGCUUGACUAUAUUUAUUGGAAGGAAUUGGCUAUUUUCAACCUAAUAUUGAUAGCCUAAGUCCAUGAUCCAACCUGCCAUACCAUGUGUAUUACAAUGGAUUAUUUUAAGUGAAAAUGAACAAUAAUAGUUGGUGCAACUAAGUUUUGUAUGACAAAGGAUAACAUUACCUUAUGGAUUUCAAUAUUAGUGUGUUAAGGUGUAUUUAUAUUUCAAGUUUAUUCAUGAACUUCUGGAGUACUGAAAUUAGUUUUAGAAAAUAUGCAAUAAGCUUUGCUUCUAGUAGGUUUGCUCUGUUUUUUUUUCUGAACUGGACGCUGUCUACCAGACCCAGACAAUUGUGACUCUACUGUCAACCGUUACCAGUGAAAAUAUGUCCCUUGUUUUAUAUUUGUUUCUAAAACAUCUCACAGUGAUUGACAUUUUCAAUAAAAUUUCAUGAAAACUGGG
Hypanus sabinus (Atlantic stingray) is the source of this 11425-nucleotide messenger RNA. Its product is annotated as piezo-type mechanosensitive ion channel component 2-like. Bases 703 to 8751 code for a protein of 2682 amino acids. The record is from RefSeq and is a predicted model, not a curated record. Gene Ontology annotation, molecular function: monoatomic cation channel activity; mechanosensitive monoatomic ion channel activity. The transcript is spliced from 53 exons. NCBI's taxonomy places the organism in Eukaryota, Metazoa, Chordata, Chondrichthyes, Myliobatiformes, Dasyatidae. Gene Ontology annotation, biological process: cellular response to mechanical stimulus; regulation of membrane potential; detection of mechanical stimulus. Gene Ontology annotation, cellular component: plasma membrane.